AAUUUGGCAUGAGAUGCCGAGCUGAAACCCUCACAAUGAAUUGGCAUCGCUUCACCACAGAACAGCCAGCGGCCCGCACUGACAAGGUUCGCCGCCCGCGGUCAACUACGGGCGACGCUGACUAGGUCCCGCUCCCUCUCUGCUUCCUCCAUGAUGUUCCUUGUUCUGGCUCCAUUUCUGUUUCUCCUACGCUUUGCCAUCUUGCAAGUGCACGGCGCGCAAACAUUCUGGCCAUUAGCGAUACCAUUCGCUGCUCGCACGCCUUACUUGAACUCAUGGAUGUGGACAUCGAAGGGGUCGGAGAGUACCAACGACUGGCCGUCUUUCUGGAGUGGAGGGAUUCUUGGGUGGAUAUGCUACAUCCGAGUGGACGGAAAGACGUACAUUUUGUAUGGCAACGGCAAUCUCGCGGGCAACUACUCCGUGACACCUGGCAACUUUCCACAAACGGAACUGACCCCCACUCGUACCAUACAAGUCAUCGAAGCUGGCCCUAUGAACGUUACGCUGACAUUUCUGAGUCCCAUAGAUCCGUCUGAUCUCCUACGCCAAUCUCUUCCGUUCGCUUAUGCGGCCCUGGACUUCACAUCCACCGAUAAUCAACCACAUGACAUACAGCUGUACUCCGACAUUACUGGAGAAUGGCUGGCUAACAACAAGGGGCUGCAGAUGUCGUGGAGUCCGCCGUCGCAAACCAGUAGCAUGAUCUAUCACGAACUGCACCUCACGAAUCCGACACCUUUUCAGGAGCAAGGAGGACAAGCCUUAGACGGUGCAGCGUACUUCGCGAUGGAGCUGGGACCACAAGGACGCGACGUCACUUGGCAGACCUGCUCAGACGUCGUCUGUCGCGAAGAGUUCCAAGAUUAUGGUCGCGUAAACGCGAGUGACAACAAUAGUACCUCUCGGGAUAUAAAUAACGCUUGGCCCGUCUUCCCGAUCUCGGUCGACUUGGGAAGUGUUGCUUCUCUGGACUCGCCCGUUGUCUGGGCCAUUGGCUAUGUACGCGAUCCCAGCAUCAGUUACGCAUUGUCAGGAAACACGGAAUCCCUCCGCCCGUACUACACAACACAGUAUCCUACCACCGAAGAUGCCUUGGAGUUCUUUGUCUCCGAUUUCAACAACUCGCUGACUCAGGCGAACUUGCUCGAUACGCAAGUCCGUGAAGCGGCUUCAAGCAUUUCGGCGGACGGCAAACUGUACGACAUGCUUUCGCUCGCCACUCGCCAGGUGUUCAGCUCUCUCGAGAUCACGGCUCCCUAUCAGUCGGACGGCACCACUAGGAUCUUCAUGAAAGACAUGGGCACCAGCCAACGCGUCACUCCCGUGGAGAAAUUGUACGCCGCUCUGCCCUUGUUCUUGUACUACAAUGCAUCGCUAGUCAAGCCAAUCCUGGUGCCGCUCCUUGAACAACAGAAUACGUCGUUGGGCGAAUAUCCGUACGCAUCGAAAGACCUUGGCUCCUUGUUCCCGGCUGUAUCUGGUCCGAACCUGACAUCUACAGAGGCAAUCGAACAGUCCGGGAACAUGCUCAUCAUUGCACUCGCUCACGCCAGAUACUCGAACGAUACAUCGCUGCUCCAUGGCUAUUAUCCCUUGCUUAAGAAUUGGGCAGAGUAUUUGACGGGACAUGGGCCAUUUCCUCCUCAGGGCCAAUUAUCUGUCGAUGACGGAAGUGACGCCACAAACUCGACCAACCUGGCGGUGAAGGGUAUCUUCGCCAUCCAGGCCAUGGCGGAAAUCAGUCAAUUAGUCGGGCAGAGUAAUGAUUCUCAGCACUUCAGCAGCACAGCGACCAACUUUAUGAACACAUGGCAACCGCUUGCCAUAUCGUCAGGAGGCGCCUCUGCGUCCGUGAAUCCGACGUUGAACUCGGCAGUUACAGGUGUCUGGUCUUUACCGUAUAAUCUCUACCCGCAGACUCUGUUCGGAUUUAAUCUCUUGAAUCAGACAGUACGUCAUUGCGAUAUUUACGGGAAUGAACUGUGCUGA
This is a messenger RNA of Fomitopsis serialis, 1992 nucleotides long. RefSeq lists its product as uncharacterized. Bases 151 to 1992 code for a protein of 613 amino acids. The transcript has 13 exons. The record is from RefSeq and is a predicted model, not a curated record. NCBI's taxonomy places the organism in Eukaryota, Fungi, Basidiomycota, Agaricomycetes, Polyporales, Fomitopsidaceae. Gene Ontology annotation, biological process: carbohydrate metabolic process.